GUGACUGCCUCAGAUGCAUUACCAGCGCGAAUAAAGUCAUCCUUCACAGAUUAAAACAGGUAAUGACUUCAGAUCAUCUCACAUAUUUUGGAACGAAUAUGGAACUCCCCUCAUCUGCUACUUCGAUUGCGGAUGCUGUUGACACGGGCUCAAAACCCGAGGAAAUCCCGAAAGCCAGUGAGACUGACAAUAAUGGAACCAGUAAUGUUUGGCGAUCGUGGACUCCCGGCAGCGAGAGUGUCAAAGAACCUUUGAAAACAUUUCAUAGGAAGACUAAGACUGGAUGUAUAAGGUGUAGGACAAGGAGAGUGAAAUGCGAUGAAAGCCAACCAAGUUGCCUCAAAUGUGAACGGCAUGGAGUGGAAUGCAAGUACGAAUCUACUAGAUCCAGAAAGAUUACAGAGAGCCCCGAUACGGAGAACAUUACUGCUCAAGAACUACGCACUAGAUUUCCCGAGACCGCCGAAAGACGUCUACGAGAACUUACUCUGCUUCAUCACUACACAACCCACACGAGCCGAACAGUAACCCUUAACAAUCCAGCCAAUCGCGACCAAGCUGCUAUCGAUAUAUUUACACAAACUGUACCUGAGAUCGCUCUAACAAACGAAGCACUUCUAUAUUCAAUCUACUGUAUAUCAUCCCUCCACCUCAACGACAAAACACCCUCAUCCAACGCAGAAGCAUCCACUUUCACCCGCGAUACAUCGCUAGUAGACGCCUACACCUACCUCGACAUGACACUCCGACUCCACCGCCAAGACACCCACCACCUCACCCCCCAAAACGCCGACGCCAUCUGUCUAACCUCUAGCAAUCUCCGCGUCUGCGCCUUCGCCAUGCUCCAACAACGUUCUCUAUCCCCCUACACUCCGCCGUCGGAAUGGAUCAAAAUAACCCGCGGUGCAUCUAUGGCUUUCAAAGCCGCGUGCCAAUGCAUCUCAUCCCGACAUGUAGAUGCGAACGACGAGGCGCAGAAUAGAAGCGUGGCAUGGAUGUUUGUGAAACGCAUGCCGGUUUUGGCUGACCCUGUAGAAAUGCUCGAUGAGCAGAAUGCGGGGAUGUUUAUCCAUUUGUUGAGGAGAAGUCAUUCAGAUUGGGAAAAUGAGGAGUGGAGCGAGGAGAUUGAAAAGGCGUAUCGGUCUACGAUUUGUUUUUUGGGAUAUGUGUAUAAGCAUAUUGAAGCGAAAGCUAAUCCAGCAGUGAUUACGCGGUUGUUGAUUGGGUUUCCAUUUUUUAUUGAGCAGCGCUUUGUGGAGUUGGUUGACGAGGGGAAAGAUAGAGCGUUGGCUUUGUUAGGGAUUAUUUUUGCGCUGUUUGUGAGGGUCAAGAAUAUUUGGUGGAUUGGGUUGUGUGGAGAGAGAGAGACGAGGGGAAUACUCGGAAUUUUGGGGGAUGAAUGGAGAGACGUGAGGGAGGAGAUUGCGGAAUUGAUUAGAGAGGGUGAGAUGGAUAUAUAUGAGUUUAUAUGAAUUAAAUUAUCUGAGGAGCCGUGAUCGCAGUGACGUUCAAGGAGUAAAUGAAUAGGGUGAUGAAACUCUAGAUCAAGCUUAGCUAUAUUGUUGUAAGAAUUCAAAAUGUGAUACCUAAUUAAUAACUCGAGUGCAGUCUCAAUCUUGAACCUGUGUGGACGCAUCCGAAAGCGAAGAACCAUCUAUGAUCGAUGCUCGUUUAGAUCUUUCAUCAUCCCUAACACCGAAAAUAACAGUGGCGGAUGUUUUAGGACAUUCCAAGGUAAGAUUGCAAAGUGAACCGAGAGCGAUAGCAUUAAACUCUAUGUCAACUACUUUUCCCAAUCACAUUUUUGGUA
This is a messenger RNA of Botrytis cinerea B05.10, 1810 nucleotides long. RefSeq lists its product as hypothetical. The coding region runs from base 63 to 1472 and encodes 469 amino acids. The record is from RefSeq and is a predicted model, not a curated record. The transcript has 2 exons. NCBI's taxonomy places the organism in Eukaryota, Fungi, Ascomycota, Leotiomycetes, Helotiales, Sclerotiniaceae. Gene Ontology annotation, biological process: regulation of transcription by RNA polymerase II. Gene Ontology annotation, molecular function: DNA-binding transcription activator activity, RNA polymerase II-specific; zinc ion binding.